GCCGCCAGCAGGCUGGCGCACUUCGCCGAGGCGCUGAGGGAGAUCGUGAACCGGCAGGACGUCACGCCCCACGCGAAGGCGGCGUGGGCGGGGCACCACGUCCUCGCGACCCGGCCCUUCGCCAGGGGCAACGCCCGCCUCGCGCGCCUCCUCAUCAAUUGGGUUCUGCGCUACUGCGGGGUGCCGUUCCCAGUCGUGCUCCUCGGCUCUGCGGAGCGGCAGGCCGCUUGGCGUGGCGUCGCGGAGCAGAGCCGCCCUGGCCAGGACGACUCGCAGCCUCUGGCGGCCCUGGUGGCCGCCGCCGUGGCCGCCGCGUGGGAGGAGGUCGAGCGGCGGGCCGACCGGGCCGUGAAGGCCCAGGAGUCCUCCCGCGAGGACAAGGCGAUCGGCUUCGCCCGCUCCCAGGCGCGGGAGGGCGAGUGCGCCAUCUGCCUGGACUCGCAGCCCGACAUGAUGGUCCUCUGCUGCGGUGCGGCGUUUCACUUCGCGUGCAUGGCGCGCUGGUUCGCUGUCGCCCCGGACCCCGCAUGCCCAGCGUGCCGCAGCCCCAUGACACCCCUACCGCCGGAGGCCUUGCAGCCGCCAACGCGCCAGUCGGAGGCAACCCUCGUGGAGCCCGACAUCCUGCAGCAGCUCCGCUCGCUGAUGUGGCUGCGCCAGUCCCUGCCCGCGGCCCUCUCGCCGCGGGCAGCGGCACCUGCGCCGCCCGCGCGCGCUGCGCAGCCGCCACGCGGCGCGUCGCCGCCGGUGGCACCGGCUGGCGGCCUCAGGUGCGCUUUCUGCGGCAACCUGCGCGCGACCGGCUGCCCGCUGCUCGCGUGCGGGCGGUGCUGCGUGGGCAACCAGCGCCUCCGCGGCCAGCGGUGCCCGCGGCACCCGCCGGAGCUGACGGGCAGAGGCCUUGGACACCGCGACGGCCUCGAGCUGGUGCUCACCGACGACGAAGACGACGAUGCGCUGGGCCCAGCCCAGAUCGACCUCGGGCGCCAGGCGAGCCAGCAGGCGGGUGACAGGUGCGCCUUCUGCGCCAACCGCCGCGCGGCGCACUGCGCUCUGCGCGCCUGCAGCAGCUGCUGCCGGCUACGCACGGACAGGUGCGAGCGGCACCGCGAGCCGCUCUUCGAGGAGCCCCCCGACGCCGACGACCUGCCGGAUGCCGGGGCCGCCCUGCGCCGCGAGCCGCAGCGGGUCGACGCGCGCCGCGACCUGCCCGGUGCUCGCGCAGGCGACGGUCGCCGCGGCCUGCAGCGGCCCGUUGCGGGCGACGCCCGCCAGCACCUGGGUCUGAUUGACGCGGGCGGCACGCGCCGCGACAUACAAGGGGUGCUCCAGGGCUCCCGGCGGUGCAGCUUCUGCCACGCGAGCCCGCGCUCCAGCGGGUGUCUCCGCGGGGCCUGCCGCGACUGCUGCUUCAGGCGGGCCCCCGUGGCUCCCGGCCUCGGGGGGGGUGGCGUGGACGACGACGACGACGACGACGACGACGACGACGGCAACAACGUCUACGAGGAGGAGGAUCGGGACUGCGACAUCGGCGAGGACGCGCGCGAGGAUGGGGGCGAGAACGGGGCACGAGGACGGAUACUGGCAAAGUGUACAAGUUUAGUUCAGAGCUGCGGAGACGCUGGGCGCAAAUAG
Messenger RNA from Prorocentrum cordatum, 1635 nucleotides. NCBI's taxonomy places the organism in Eukaryota, Dinophyceae, Prorocentrales, Prorocentraceae. The record is from the annotation of a GenBank genome assembly.